This is a messenger RNA of Aethalodelphis obliquidens (Pacific white-sided dolphin), 3227 nucleotides long. RefSeq names its product phosphoribosyl pyrophosphate amidotransferase (gene PPAT). The record is from RefSeq and is a predicted model, not a curated record. The transcript is spliced from 11 exons. The coding region runs from base 124 to 1746 and encodes 540 amino acids. Gene Ontology annotation, molecular function: amidophosphoribosyltransferase activity. Gene Ontology annotation, biological process: purine nucleobase biosynthetic process. Lineage: Eukaryota; Metazoa; Chordata; Mammalia; Artiodactyla; Delphinidae.
CCGCUGUAGCGAGGGUCGAGCCGCUGGCUCGAGCUUCUGAGGCUUACAGGCCGAACGAACAACUGGUUGGUGCUUAGACCCCUGCCGCAGCGGCGGGUCCCUCCACGUGCUUUCGGCGGCGACAUGGAGCUGGAGGAGUUGGGGAUCCGAGAGGAAUGUGGCGUGUUCGGAUGCAUCGCCUCAGGAGAGUGGCCCACGCAGCUAGAUGUGCCUCAUGUGAUCACUCUGGGACUCGUGGGGCUGCAGCACCGGGGUCAGGAGAGUGCUGGUAUUGUGACCAGUGAUGGGAAUUCGAUACCAACAUUCAAAACACACAAGGGAAUGGGUCUUGUAAAUCACGUCUUUACUGAAGACAAUUUGAAGAAAUUAUAUACUUCAAAUCUUGGAAUUGGACACACGAGGUACGCCACUAAAGGAAACUGUGAAUUAGAAAAUUGCCAGCCCUUUGUUGUUGAAACACUUCAUGGGAAAAUAGCUGUGGCACAUAAUGGCGAAUUGGUAAAUGCUGCUCGCUUAAGGAAAAAGCUUCUGCGUCACGGUAUUGGUCUGUCAACAAGUUCUGAUAGCGAAAUGAUCACCCAGUUACUGGCGUAUACCCCUCCUCAGGAACAAGAUGACACCCCAGACUGGGUGGCAAGGAUUAAAAACUUAAUGAAGGAAGCACCCACAGCAUACUCUCUGAUUAUAAUGCACAGAGAUGUGAUUUAUGCAGUACGAGAUCCUUAUGGAAAUCGUCCUCUGUGCAUUGGUCGUCUUAUUCCUGUAUCUGAUAUAAAUGAUAAAGAAAAAAAGUCUUCAGAAACAGAAGGAUGGGUGGUGUCUUCAGAAUCUUGUAGCUUUUUAUCUAUUGGUGCAAGAUAUUACCGUGAAAUCUUGCCUGGAGAAAUUGUGGAAAUAUCCAGACAUAAUAUCCAAACUCUUGAUAUUAUACCAAGGUCUGAAGGAAACCCAAUGGCUUUCUGUAUCUUUGAAUAUGUUUAUUUUGCAAGACCAGAUAGUAUAUUUGAAGACCAAAUGGUUUACACAGUAAGAUACCGUUGUGGUCUGCAGCUGGCAAUUGAAGCCCCUGUGGAUGCGGAUUUAGUUAGCACUGUCCCGGAAUCUGCUACGCCUGCUGCCCUUGGUUACGCAGCAAAGUGUGAGCUUCCGUAUGUGGAGGUGCUAUGUAAAAACCGGUAUGUAGGAAGAACAUUCAUUCAGCCAAACAUGAGAUUAAGACAACUUGGUGUUGCGAAAAAAUUUGGAGUAUUGUCGGACAACUUUAAAGGCAAAAGAAUUGUUCUUGUAGAUGAUUCAAUUGUGAGAGGCAAUACCAUUUCACCCAUAAUCAAAUUGCUCAAAGAAUCUGGUGCAAAAGAGGUACACAUUCGCGUAGCUUCACCACCAAUUAGAUAUCCAUGCUUCAUGGGAAUAAACAUACCAACAAAAGAAGAGCUUAUUGCCAAUAAACCAGAAUUUGAGCAUAUCUCAGAUCAUCUAGGAGCAAACAGUGUUGUGUAUCUGUCAGUAGAAGGACUGGUUGCAUCUGUACAAGAAGGGAUAAUAUUUAAAAAACAGAAAGUGAAAAGGCAAGAUAUUAUGGUUCAAGAAAAUGGGAAUGGUCUGGAAAGUUUUGAAAAGAACGGUCAUUGUACAAAGGAAGAUGUUAUUGUUCAAGAAAAUGGGAAUGGUCUGGAAUGUUUUGAAAAGAACGAUCACUGUACAGCUUGUCUGACUGGAAAAUACCCUGUGGAACUGGAAUGGUAGCUGCUAGGGGCAGACACGAUGUUUCAAAACACAAAGUUAGUGGAGAAGUUAUAAUGGUUACACCUCCAUUUACUGUUACUCGGUACAGUGUGAAAUGCCACAUGCUUGUGUUAUAAGUUUUGAGAUUUUUCUCUGAAAAGGGUACCAAAGUGCUAUGAUUUCUUUAGUAAUCCUAGAUAAAUAUUUUGGUAUUAUCUAGGAACUUGGAUGAUCCUUUCAGUUUUAUUUAGUAGUUUAGUACUUUUAUUUUUAGAAAUCGUAUACAUUUAACUUCAGAUCAUCAACAGUAAUGCAACGAAUCGGUAAAUUUCUGUUCAAGAGAGGAUUGCCAGGUACUCUACUCUCCCACAGGUUCUUAGAGAAUUUUGUGGAAUGUUUGAGAGUUAUGGAAAUUCAGUUAUGGAAUAUUUUCAUAAUUGAACCUUGCUAAUUACAUAUAAAACAACAAUAUGUGGUAUUCUUUUUUUUUGCUCAAGCAUUGGCUAGCCUUUUUCACCUGGUCAGAGAAGGUAGGUGGUCAGUGGCAUUUGCCAGGUCCAUGCUUUAAAGAGUUUGCAAGAGGUUAGACUAAGGUGUUGUGAUGCAAACAGGACAUGUGAGUUAAGUAUAACAUUUCAUGCAAACCUUGAAUCCAUUAUACCCCAAAGUUACCUAGCAUCAAGAGUUCUCUUUAAAAAAAACAAAAAACAGAAGAAACACCUUUUUGUGCCUCACUUUCCCCACCUGUGCAAUGAGGUGCUUAUAUUACUAAAUUAAAUAACUUGCAGCAGUUAUUUUGGUGGUUAGAGCCAUUAUUCCACCCCUCAGUUUUAAGACAGUGCAUGAUUAUUAGCUUUUGAAAUGUUGGCCGUUGGUCUGCAAUUGAGAUUUCAAGAGGGAGACAUACAGCAGUAAUUUGCAACCUAUCUUUGAGAUGCUCUGAGAAUGACUGUAAAAACAUGGCUGUGCAAAAUAUUUUCCUACAUUUGACUAGAAAGUAUGAUCCAUACUACUUAGUGCCCUUAUAGUAGAAGCCCAGCAAGUAACCUGGUACAUUUGAAGUAAAAAAUAAUUCUUUAGAUUCUAACAAACCUUUUAUCCUUAAUUUGAUUAUAUGCUUUUUUAAUGAAGUGCUUGAUCACUUGCAAAUAUACUGUGUAUGCAAUGAGAUGAUCAAGUAGAAACAUUGUAGGGGCCAAUUUUAUGGAACAAGGAGACAACAACUUUUUUCAGUUAGCAUGCUCAUCUAAUUCUGAGCAUCAAUGUAUCACUUUUUCUACUUUGUUUUAUUGGGAUCUAAUGAAUUAGAUUUUUUUAAAGGUUUUUGUUUUUUAACAUCUGAGAUUUAAAACUUUAAAAUGACUUGCCCUCAACCCUUGUUUAUGUAAGAUUUUGAAAACAUAAAAGUUUGUUUCUGUGUUAUUACUAUGAUUUGGUGUACAUAGUGUCCAAAUCCACCUGGAAUUGUAAUAUUUAUUAAUAACCAUAAUCUUUUGUCUUCA